This is a messenger RNA of Cucurbita maxima (winter squash), 2087 nucleotides long. RefSeq names its product pentatricopeptide repeat-containing protein At1g52640, mitochondrial. Bases 138 to 1730 code for a protein of 530 amino acids. The record is from RefSeq and is a predicted model, not a curated record. Gene Ontology annotation, molecular function: protein binding. Lineage: Eukaryota; Viridiplantae; Streptophyta; Magnoliopsida; Cucurbitales; Cucurbitaceae. The transcript is spliced from 2 exons.
GCAAAGCCCAAUCCCGCGCGAUUCACAAACGGCCACCACACCGCACGCGAUUCCCUUCCUUGUCUCUCCCCUGUCCUCCUCAUUCGUUCGCCGCCGCUGUUCACGAAACACCAUAAUUUCAGGCAAGGAGCUCUGUAAUGGCAAUCAGAGCAUUCUCCUCCAAAUUCCAGGUCUCCAUUUCACUUUUCUGCCCUUUCUUAAGAAUCGGUAUUUUCGCUCACCAAUGCCCAUUCAGUUCUCUCGCUACAGCAACAGCCGCAGGAUUAGACUCACCACUUCCAUUUCUCGUCAGUGAGAUAUCUCGCAUCCUCAGCGAUCGCAGAAGCCCUCACCAUGACUUGGAGUUCGCUCUCUCCUCUUUCUCCUCCAAUGUAUCGUCCGAUCUCGUCGAGCAGGUUCUCAAAAGGUGCAAGAAUAUCGGAUUCUCUGCUCACAGAUUCUUCCUCUGGGCUAAAAGAAUUCCGGGUUUCGAACCCAGCGCCGAUAGCUAUCGCAUUCUCGUUGACAUCUUGGGAAGCAGUGGGCAAUUUGCUAUUUUGUGGGAUUUUCUUAUAGAAAUAAGGGAGACUCGAUGUGCUGUAAUCAGUCGGGAACUUUUCUGGCUUGUUUUCAGAGCUUAUAGUAGAGCUGACUUGCCUGAAGAUGCUGUUCGAGCUUUCAAUCGAAUGGUAGAGUUUGGGAUAAGACCUGGAGUUGAUGAUCUUGAUCAGCUCUUGUAUAUUCUAUGUAAGAGGAAACACGUUGCUCAUGCCCAGCAGUUUUUUGAUAAAGUUAAGAGUGAGUUUAAUCCGAGUGUGAAAACGUAUAGCAUUUUGACAAGGGGGUGGGGAGAUGUGGGUGACUCAAGCAAUGCCCAGAAGGUGUUUGAUGAAAUGCGGGAACGAGGUUGUUUGAUAGAUGUGCUUGCUUGCAAUAGUCUCUUGGAAGCUCUGUGCAAAGCUGGGAAAAGGGAUGAAGCGAACAAGAUGUUUCAAGAAAUGAGUUCAAAUGGCGUCACCCCGGAUGCAGGUACGUAUUCGAUUUUCAUCCGCUCGAGCUGUCAAGAGAAUGAUUUGCAUACGGCUUAUAGGGCCUUAGAAAGAAUGAAGAAACACAACCUUUUCCCUAAUGUGUUUACUUACAACUGGGUCAUGAAGAAGCUUUGUAAAGAUCAAAAGGUGGAACAAGCCUACGAACUUUUGGAUGAAAUGAUUGAGAGUGGAGUUACGCCAGAUACAUGGUCCUACAAUGUAAUCCUAGCAUAUCAUUGUGAUCAUAACGAAGUCAAUGGUGCUCUUAAGUUGAUCAAAAGAAUGGAUAGAGACAAUUGUGUUCCUGAUAGACAUACUUACAACAUAGCUUUGAAGUUGCUGAUAAGAGUGGGAAGAUUCGACAGAGCCAAUGAAGUGUGGGGGAGUAUGGGAGAUAGAGGAUUUUACCCUUCUGUUUCAACUUAUGCUGUCAUGAUUCAUGGGCUCUGCAAGAAAAAAUGGAAGUUAGAAGAAGCGUGCAAGUACUUUGAGAUGAUGAUUGACGAGGGAAUACCUCCAUAUAUUGCUACUGUGGAGUUGUUGAAGAAUCGGCUUCUGGGGAUAGGCUUCAAGGAUCAGGUCGAGAUACUCGGUGAUAAGAUGAGACGAAGCAGUUCUUGCUCCAUACAAGAGCUGGCUAACGUGAUGAGCGGCGGCAAAUGUCAUGAGGUUCAUACCAUGUCGUCUAAAAGUGAAGAGACAGAGCUUGAAAGUGACUGAAGAAAGAAGAAAUGAUUUUGGUGGAGGAAGUAAUUGUUUGGUGAGUUGAGUAUUGCAGGUACUGUUCUGUUCUUCAUCUGAAAAAAUGUGUAUAACAUGCAACAAAAUGGUUUUGGGCUGCAAGUUUGCAACUGUGCCGUCGCUUGGAACUUGUAAAACCAGGUACCAAUAUUUGUCAUGACCAAGCUUUCUAAUUAAUAUCAUAUGAUAUAAGGAAAAAAUGGUAUGAAACUACAACCAAACGGUGGACCAAAAUCAGGAAAUCACGAGCGCUGUACUUCUGCUGUGAGAUCAAUAUUCUGAGGGCAAAGUUGCUCGACUGUAAAGGUGAGAGGCGAAGGCGAAGCUGCUCGACUG